AUGGCCCGCCUCAGUACUCAAGGUCCCGAUGCUUCUCAAGUUCAGCAAUCACCAACACAAUCGCUUAAUACCGCUUCUGAUAAUACCAACGAAGAAUCAAUACCUCCCUUCUUCAACACUACUUUCUCAACCCAUCGUGUCUCGCCUCUCCAUGUUGGUGAAAGGAGACUCGCGGGGCAGCGACUCGAGGUUAUCGCCAGCCGCCUGCGCGACACUCUUGUUGGCGAUGUAGUUCGUGGCAUUCAGCUCAGAUUGGAAGCAACAGAUACAGCUAUCGGGCAAGUCGGAUCUCUAAAGGGAGUGCGAAUUGAGUGGUUCCGAGCGGGUACUCUCUUAGGAGGGGAAGGUAUUGGAGGCGACCUUGAAGUUCCAUGCGGCGACCAGAGUGACCUUCCAGACGAUGAGAAGCAAGGACUAUGGAUCAGCAUUGAGCACGAAAAUGCUGCAUAUGCGGCUAUCCUUUUACCUGGACUUUCUGAUACCUCAACAUCACGGCAAGAGACGGAUAAGAACAGGUUUCUUCAUCUGCCACUUUUGUUGAUGCGUAUGCCUCAGCAACUAAAGAGUGUCGUGGCGGACUGGCUGGCUGUCUCUUUCGAUUGCCGCGUUAGUCGAGUCGCGUUAGGAACAAAGACAAUACUUGGUGUUUGGGAGAGUUGGAUAGCGAACAACGGUAUUGAUGAUCGAGGAAGCGAUCUCACUGUGACUCUUGCGUUUAAUGCGCCUCUACCCGACAACAUCAGCCCAACAACCAUCCCCACAGAUCAACCUCACAAUGAAAAGAUCGCUACCCCAGGGCUUCGUUCAAUCGAUAUCACCGUUUCUGCUCAAGACCUUCAGCGCUUCGUGCGAGCUGGUGAAAAGAACAAUGCCAUCGGUGGGGCCACUUGGGAAGGAGACGCCCGCGAACGUCGCAGACUUGCUGGAGGUAACGUGGAUGACGGAUGGGCGUGGCGAGAGAAAACUUCUUCUGAGACGUCGCCCUUCACUGACGCUCUGUCAAACUAUUUGCAUCACCAUCUUGCACUAAAACUCUUUCACCCAAGUGUCCGUGUCACUCAAAUAGCUUGUUCUGGGUUCGUGCUCAGUCAAGGUCGAGUCAAGAUUUUAAUCCCUAACGAGGCCAAUCCUAACCUCUCCCACGCUGCUUGGUCAUUCGUGGCGCAACUUGGACAAAGAGUUAGGGGUGAUCAGCCACCGCAGGUGUUUCCGACACAGUUUGGUGGUUAA
Fusarium venenatum is the source of this 1230-nucleotide messenger RNA. Its product is annotated as kinetochore complex Sim4 subunit Fta1-domain-containing protein. The record is from RefSeq and is a predicted model, not a curated record. Lineage: Eukaryota; Fungi; Ascomycota; Sordariomycetes; Hypocreales; Nectriaceae.